AUGAAGGCGACCCCUCUUCUUAUCGCCUGGCAUGACGAUAAUGCCCCGAUCUACUCUGUUCAUUUCGAUCCAAACGGCAAGGGAAGGCUAGCUACAGCUGGAAAUGAUAAUAAUGUUCGCCUUUGGAGAGUCGAAGCUACUGGAGAAGAACGAAAGAUUGCAUAUCUUAGCACACUAAUAAAGCACACACAAGCCGUCAAUGUCGUGCGCUUCAGCCCCAAAGGUGAGAUGCUGGCAUCCGCUGGGGAUGAUGGAAAUGUGCUUCUUUGGGUGCCGUCAGAGCUACAGACCCAUGCAAGAUUGGGCGAAGACCGAUCCGACGAUAAAGAAACGUGGCGAGUGAAGCACAUGUGUAGAUCCUCUGGCGCUGAAAUCUACGACCUCGCCUGGUCCCCGGACGGCGUGUUUUUCAUUACUGGCAGCAUGGACAACGUUGCGCGAAUUUAUAAUGCACAAACCGGUCAAAUGGUACGGCAAAUCGCAGAGCAUUCACACUACGUCCAAGGGGUCGCUUGGGAUCCGCUAAACGAGUAUGUUGCGACGCAAUCUUCUGACCGUUCGGUUCAUAUUUACACCUUGAAAACCAAAGACGGCCAGUUUACCUUGACUUCGCAUGGUAAAUUCCAGAAAAUGGACUUACCGGCGAGGCGAAUAUCAUCGAAUAGCCCUGCGCCACCAGAAAUGGGGCUUCGAGGUCAAUCAGCAACCAGCAAUUCCGCCGCAGUAUCUUCUCCGGGGCCCUCUGCUCCUGGAACUCCAAUGACAGGCUUACUGCCGAUGGACCCCCCUCCCGUAUCACUUAGCCGUCGCUCUUCUUUUGGCUCCUCUCCUUCUAUCCGGAGAUCCGCCUCCCCUGCUCCAUCGAUGCCACUGCCAGCAGUCAAACCUCUUGAUAUGCCAUCGCCGAGUUUCCUUGGUGGGCUUGGCGUGAGAAACGCGAGCCUCUAUGCUAACGAAACAUUCACUUCCUUCUUUCGGCGGUUAACAUUUGCUCCUGACGGCAGUCUACUUUUUACACCUGCUGGUCAAUAUAAGCUUCCUACCCACGGUGAUCCAAUCAAGGCCACAGAAGAUGUCAUGAAUACCGUUUACAUAUACACUCGGGCUGGCUUCAACAAACCGCCAAUUGCCCACCUUCCGGGGCACAAGAAACCUUCUGUGGCUGUUCAAUGCUCUCCGGUCUUCUACACCUUACGACAAGGCCUUAAGCCUACUCGACAAAUCACACUUGACACUUCUGUCGAUGAUUCCUUUGCGUCGCUCCCUGACUCUAUGAUACUAUCCAAUCUACCGGGCCCUACUAGCACCUCGAUGGAGCCUCCACCAUUAACUACACCCACUUCGGCCACAAGCGAUUCCUCACGCCCACUACCUUUAGCCGUCAACAUGUUGUUUUCAGCUUUUCCUUGGCGGGACUACAGUUUACGCAUAUAUGAUAGUUAUAUCAUUCCGUUCGACCAUUGA
Messenger RNA from Uncinocarpus reesii 1704, 1464 nucleotides. RefSeq lists its product as uncharacterized. Gene Ontology annotation, biological process: DNA replication-dependent chromatin assembly; nucleosome assembly. Lineage: Eukaryota; Fungi; Ascomycota; Eurotiomycetes; Onygenales; Onygenaceae. The coding region runs from base 1 to 1464 and encodes 487 amino acids. The record is from RefSeq and is a predicted model, not a curated record. Gene Ontology annotation, cellular component: CAF-1 complex; nucleus. The transcript is spliced from 8 exons. Gene Ontology annotation, molecular function: protein binding.